Messenger RNA from Aspergillus steynii IBT 23096, 669 nucleotides. RefSeq lists its product as uncharacterized. Bases 1 to 669 code for a protein of 222 amino acids. The transcript is spliced from 2 exons. The record is from RefSeq and is a predicted model, not a curated record. Gene Ontology annotation, molecular function: protein binding. Lineage: Eukaryota; Fungi; Ascomycota; Eurotiomycetes; Eurotiales; Aspergillaceae.
AUGGUGGACUACUUUGUGUUUGAUGACGAGGGUGACAUCUAUCUUUCUUUCGGGCCUCUCACUAGCGAAUCCCAUUUCCCCGAAGGCGAGGAAGUAAUCGGCAAUGAAGGGAGUGUCGAUGAAGAACAAAAAGAACACAAUACCGGCUCUCUUCAGACAGUUCAAAUCCGGGUCUCCUCCGCCAUUCUGAAGAGCUCGUCUCGCAUAUUCCAGGCUAUGCUCAGCAAUGAGCACUUCUGGGAGGCCCAUACCUUGAAAUCCAAAGGCUCGGUGCAUAUACAACUCCCAGGCGACAAACAUGAACCAUUCAGGAUCGUCAUGGCGAUUAUACAUCAAAGGCACGUCCAAGUCCCCGAGAUUGUGGACUCAAAGACAUUGGCUCGCAUCGCCACGAUUGUGGAUAAAUAUGGGUUUCAUCUUGCCGUGAUCAAACACGCCCAGCUUUGGGUUGACAAGCUUGGAAGCGAAAUUUCAAACGGGUUUAAUGACGAUAUCAGUCUGUGGAUAUGGAUCGCUUGGGUAUUCCGCGUGCCCACGCUCUUUCGAAGGCUCACGGCAAUAUGCCAGAGAGAAUCAGAGGGUCACGACCUUGGCUCUGUGAUAGACAAUGCCCAGCUACCACAAAAGCUCAUAGGUAAGGAUUACGUGUCUAGUAGUGUGGAAAAGUAG